UCGGGAUGGGCGUGUUCGAAACCCUAGUGGUAUUUAGGCACGUUAAAUUAGUUAUCAUUAUCAUCAUCAUCAUCAGAUUUCUUUGCUUCAACUGAUGCUUGGCACCAUGUUCCUCGUCUGUGUCAUGCCUUACACUGGCAGCACCAAGAACACUGUUUCGUACAGCAGGAAAACAUUCAACCUGUGCAGCUUAAAGAAUUUAAUCCACGAUCUCGAAGAUUUUUAGAUUUAGAUGGUCUUUUUGGUGCUACUGAGAAGUUCCUAAAUAAAUUAAUAGAGAUAUUAGAGAAAUUAACCGGCGAUACUAAAGAGGCUUUUGUGAGGAAAAUGUAUUAUGCCAUCAAAGAUUAUGCGAAUGAUGGGAAAGAAGUGUUUAUCAAGAAACUCAAAAUUGCAAUAGAAGAAUUACCCGCAGUAGUAGCCAAGGUUUUGGAUAUCCUUGUUCCAGUAUUUGUAAAGAUCGUGUGGUCUGAUGACGGCAGCAAACCUGGAUUCCAGAAGCUGCGCCAGAUAAUAUACGAAGAAGCAGAUAAAAUGGGAAUAAUAAGUGGUGCAAGUCAUCAAGUUCCAGGUAUUAUGACGUCACUUGUCCUGCUUCUAACGACGCAGAUCUGGCGAAUGUUCGCUAAUUAAUCAGUCCACAAGACUGUCGUGCAUGGCAACCAGACACUCGUCCGUAUGGAUAUUUUCCAUGACACACAAGACCAACAUAUAAACUCACUCCAGAAUACCGUGUCGGGGUUUUGAGCAAUUCAGAUGUGCCAGGAUGGGGUUGGUUUCCUCUAAAGGUGGUGAGGAAUUCUGAAUCAAAUGAUAGUUGAUUAUAAACACAAAGUGUGAUAUGGUUUCUAGUAUUAUAUAACUGUUAUUCCGAAUACCCAUCAUUAACUACAUUAAUAUAUAUAUUUUUGUAAUGACCUUUAACUUAGGGUGAGGAAUGUUUAAUUCUUAAAUAGGUGGCGAUUCCACUGUGUCCUACGAAACGCACGUCGUACAGAAGUAAACCA
Molecule: messenger RNA, 1007 nt
Organism: Gigantopelta aegis
Lineage: Eukaryota; Metazoa; Mollusca; Gastropoda; Neomphalida; Peltospiridae
Exons: 2
Coding region: 328-633 (101 amino acids)
Source: RefSeq, a predicted model, not a curated record